Molecule: messenger RNA, 1504 nt
Organism: Pollicipes pollicipes
Lineage: Eukaryota; Metazoa; Arthropoda; Thecostraca; Pollicipedomorpha; Pollicipedidae
Gene: Snp
Product: Snipper
Exons: 5
Coding region: 269-1018 (249 amino acids)
Molecular function (GO): nucleic acid binding; 3'-5'-RNA exonuclease activity
Source: RefSeq, a predicted model, not a curated record
AAACUGCAGUGUCGUAGAAUCCUAUGCAUUCCGCUCUUCUCAUGGUGAUUCCCCUCGUGAUCGCACCAAUUUGCAUCCUGAGUUCGCUUGCGGUUUCACACGUCUAGAAAGACCUUCUUUCCGUUCUGUGUGAGAAAUAAGCUGGUAUGCUUUCCACACUCCGCUUUGCAAGUGAUUCGAGCAGAUGUGUGUGUUGCUUCGCUUAAUGCUCGAGUGAAUGGGAUGAUCGUAUAGCACCUGCCUGAUCAUUCAGGUGUAGGGAGUCCUGAUGUGUUUUAUCCUUUCACAUUGUCCGAAGCUAAUUAAAACGUUACAUGCCACAUCAAUUGGAAGUAGUAAGUAUAUCAAACAUUGUGCACAGAGUAGCAGACUUUUAUCAGUCAUGGACAAGAAUGGGGGACCAGUUCAAAACUAUGAUUUCUUUCUGGUGCUGGACUUUGAAGCCACCUGUGAGUCGUCCGUGAGGAUAUCGCCUCAGGAGGUGAUAGAAUUCCCCUGCUUGAAAGUAAAUGCAAAGACUUUCAAGAUUGAAUCGGAGUUUCACCAUUACGUUCGACCAGUGCACCAUCCAACGCUGACGUCAUUUUGCACUGAGCUAACAGGCAUAAUCCAGGAGACGGUGGACGAGUCCGAGCCGUUCCCGGCCGUGCUGGCCCGGUUCGAGGCGUGGCACGCGGCCGAGUUGCCGGCCGACAGCCGCGCGCUCUUCCUCACCUACGGUGACUGGGACCUGAAGACCAUGCUGCCGAACCAGUGUCGACUCAGCGGCGUACCGCUCCCACCCUUCAUGCGCUCCUGGGGCAACGUGAAGCACCUGUGUGCUGACGUCAGGGGCAGCUGGCCGCGCGGCAUGGACAGGCUGAUGAAGGAGCUGGGCUUGCCACUGAUCGGCCGCCACCACAGCGGCAUCGACGACUGCCGCAACAUCGCGCGCAUCGUCGAGCUCAUGUGCCGCCGCGGCGCCGUCGUCAGCGAGACGGGCAGCCUCGGCUCGGAGAGUGGUGCCCGUAACCACUGAGGAGACGAGCCCGGGGCCGACCAUGCCGACAGGCCCCACCGCAGGCGAUCACUCCGCGGACCGGCUCUGGAGUUAACAGCCCCCGCCUUACCGUACCGCAGAUGCCAUGUUAGUCACUCAGACGCAUCGCCAAGUGCCUUUCCGCCGCGCCGUGUGUCCAUGGUUGCAGAUUGCUAUUGUGUGCUUAAUUGCAAGCGUCGUGUUUUCACACGCCAUCUAGCGUAGUUAUAUUCUGCUGUGUGCGCUAUGAUACAACGUGUAUAACCUCUCAACUAAACGACUCGUUGAUUUGUUUUCCUGUGGAGCACACUUCACUUCACAACACUUCAAGACGCGGCUGUUGGGCCGACGCUAAACACAUCAUGGGUCACGUCACAUGUCACGUUUUUGAAUUGUUUAUCUUGGUAUGUAAUGGAUGUCGAAAAGAUGGUGAGCUAUCAUAUGCUUUGCGUGGUUGGUGAUGAUAAUUAUACAUAUAUUAUCCAU